UUGCACGUGACUUUAAAUACUCAAACCAUAAGCACUUAACUUAGUGUUAUUCAGAUAUUCAGAGGAUUAUCCUUUGAACAAACUUCACCACCAUCGAACCAGCCGCUAUUUGUAUCAACUGGACAUCAUGGCGACUGCAGCUAGUGGUGUGCAGUUGGGAGUGCCGGAUGUGGUGGUUGAUGAGGAGAUGAGUCAUAACACGGAUUUGGUGCCCGACUUCGACCAAGAGAGGGAGAUGUAUGGGAAGCCGAGGCGGGUGAAGAUGGGGGACCUGGAGAAGUACGUGACUGCAAACUACAAAGAGGCCCAGUCCAACUCAGUAUCUGACAACCUUGAGAUGGUCCCCACUCCCCUCCAGAACGAGAACUCGAUGCAGGUCCAUCUGUCCAAAUCCUUCUCAAAAGACGUGUCGAGAUCUCCCAAUGGCUCCCGACGGCAGAACGAGACCACCCCCCAGGUGGAUCAGAGUGGGGACAGUCUGAUUAGAGAGGCUGAGGAGAGGGAGGCGGAGGAGGUGGAAGGCGAGAGAAAUGACCUGUUCCCGAAGAACAACAGCAACCUGGUUCCUGACUUCCUCACUGAGCAGGAGAGGUAUGGACCAGCCAAAGUGGCCAACAAGGACAUGAUGCUGCGAGUUACCAGCAACUUCUCAGAGGCCAUCACUCCUAGAGGAUCACCGAACGUAACAGCCGACAACCCGGGCGCACUCGUUACAGCCGAAAACUCAAUGAAGGUCGAGUUAUCCUUCAACAAGGAGGAAAACGUUGAGAAGAAAGUUCACAAAGGCCACAAGAAGAAACUGACAAAGUCCAAAUCUAGCAAGAAGACUCUAAAGACGUCAGGAUCCGAAGCCGGUGGUUCAAGUUCGGAUAGGCGAGAUUCGGCUGCGCUGAAGCCACGAAGAGACGAUGAGGAUGGGGAGGGAAAUGAGUCGACUAGUAGUAAACUGAAAGCAGUUGCAUGCUGCAUUAAAUAACUGUUCCAAACUUGAAAUGAAAGUGAACCAAUUUGAAACCAUGAUUGAAUACA
Symsagittifera roscoffensis is the source of this 1029-nucleotide messenger RNA. RefSeq lists its product as uncharacterized. Lineage: Eukaryota; Metazoa; Xenacoelomorpha; Acoela; Convolutidae. The record is from RefSeq and is a predicted model, not a curated record. The coding region runs from base 128 to 976 and encodes 282 amino acids. The transcript is spliced from 5 exons.